Messenger RNA from Prionailurus viverrinus (fishing cat), 2339 nucleotides. RefSeq names its product T-cell surface glycoprotein CD1c-like. Gene Ontology annotation, cellular component: external side of plasma membrane. The coding region runs from base 88 to 1086 and encodes 332 amino acids. NCBI's taxonomy places the organism in Eukaryota, Metazoa, Chordata, Mammalia, Carnivora, Felidae. Gene Ontology annotation, biological process: positive regulation of T cell mediated cytotoxicity; antigen processing and presentation, endogenous lipid antigen via MHC class Ib; immune response. Gene Ontology annotation, molecular function: lipopeptide binding; endogenous lipid antigen binding; exogenous lipid antigen binding. The transcript has 6 exons. The record is from RefSeq and is a predicted model, not a curated record.
GUCGGUGGAAGAAGGAAGUCAGAGCAGAGACAGUGCCAGGCAGGUUGGCUGAAAACAGAGGGGAGUGGGGAAACCUCUCCAGGUGACAUGGUGUCUCUACAGGUCACCCUGCUGGCUGCCCUUCUCCUGGGAGGUCACGGUGCACGAGCAGCCCAGGAACCCCUCUCGUUCCAUGUCGCCCAUAUCUUCUCCUUUGCCAACCAGUCCUGGGCACAGCAUCAGGGCUCAGGCUGGCUGGGUGACAUGCAGACUCACGGCUGGGACAGCGAGUCCGGCACGAUCAUUUUCCUGCGCUCGUGGUCUAAAGGCAACUUCAGCAACGAGGAACUGAUCGAUCUGGAGCUUCUGUUCCGCGUCUACUUCAUCGGAUUAACUCGGGAGACUGAAGAGUAUGCCGAUCAAUUGCACUUAACGUAUCCCAUGGAAAUACAGGUGGCAGCUGGCUGUGAGCUACAUUCUAGUGACAUUGCAAAAGGCUUCUUACGGGCAGCUUAUCAAGGAUCAGAUUUCCUGAGCUUCCAAAACAUGUCCUGGGUGCCAUCUCUAAAGAGUGAUAGCAGAGCCCAGAGCGCCUGUGACCUCAUGAACCAGUAUGAAGCCAUCAGGGAAACGGUGCACAGCCUCACCGCAAACACCUGUCCCCGAUUUGCCUUGGGUCUCUUCGAUGCAGGGAAGGUGGAUCUCCAGAAGCAAGUGAGGCCAGUGGCCUGGCUGUCCAGUGGCCCCAGUCCCGGUCCUGGCCGUCUGCUGCUGGUGUGCCAUGUCUCCGGCUUCUACCCAAAGCCAGUGUGGGUGACAUGGAUGCGGGGUGAGCAGGAGCAGCAGGGCACCCAGCGAGGCGACGUCCUGCCCCAUGCCGACGACACGUGGUAUCUUCGGGUGACCCUGGACGUGAUAGCACAAGAGGCAGCCGGCCUGUCUUGCCGGGUGAGACACAGCAGUCUAGGAGGCCGGGACAUGGUCCUCCACUGGGGACACCACCUUUCCAUGUACUUGAUCCUGUUGGCUGUGACAGUGCCCCUCAUUCUUCUGAUCGUCGUUGCAUUGUGGUUUAAGAAGCGCUGCUCCUAUCAAGACAUCCCGUGAGCUUCCUCGCCACGCCUUCCCCAAUGGCCCAGGAGCCUAGGACAUCAGAGUGAUACCCUUCUUUCCACCCUCCAUUUAAUUUGUUUUUCCUGUUUCUGCUUUAUGAUCAUCAGUUCACACAAACCAGUCUAGUUGUGUAACCCUCUAUGGAAUGCCUCCCUUAUAAUCUCCAUUCGUUCCAUAGUCCUCAACUUUCAAAGCUCAUUAUGGUUCACAUCCUCCAGAGUCUUCCUUGACCCAUUGGUGGGAAGCCCUUCAACUCUGUUCGGUGUGCAUCUCAUUUCUCCCCGCACAGCGUCUCCCUAGGUCGUUCUUCCCCUUCCAAUACGCAAACUCCUUUAGGACGGUGAUCAUGAUGAAGAUGUGUUUUCUGCGGCUAAAACGUGCUCAGUGAAAAUCAAACCCAAACAAACCAUAUCCAAGCUGGACUCACUGUUCUAUUGACAGUCUCUCCUCAUAUGUUUACUCCUGACAUGGUUAUAGGUUUUGAAGGAUUGGUGUUUCCCUUUUUCUUUAAAUGUUUCUUAAGUGGCCCCCAAAUCCCAUAUCCCUUUAGGGCCCUCAUGUUUUCACUAAACUCUUAAGGAAAAAUGCAGCGUUGCUCCUUGCCAAGCUUUUUUCCCCCCAAAUACAACGAUGCUACUCUUUCUAACUUAUUCCAAACACGAAGAGAGAAAGAGUGAGCAGGCCACGUGUGCCGUGGGGCAGACGUGUCGCGGAUGGUUAACAAAACGGAACGAGAGAGCCGGUCCCCAGGAUUGGGGUGGGAUCAAGGCACAGGUUGUAUAUGGAAGACAAACCCCUCCAAGGGUGGCACUGUCUCAGAUACCUUUGUCUGGACUUUGUUUUCUUCAAGACUCAUUCACUAAUUCAAGUAACACUUGUCAAACCCUGAAACACGGGACAGGCACACUCGUGAACUGGUCGAGGAAGAAACAGUGGGGACCGUAUCCACUUGACUAGAGAUGCAAUGCCCACCUUCUUCAGUCUGUCGAUGCCCUUUGUACUCGGUACAUUUUUUGGGUUUCAUUUUAGAAAUUUUGAAUCAACUUUAUGAAUGUAUAAUUUACAUACCAUAAAAUGCAUCUAUUUUAAGUAUACAAUUCCAUUCGUUUUGACAUACAUAUACACUUAUGUAAGCAAGACCACUAUCAAGAUACAGCACAUCCCAUUACCCCAGUUACCCCCAUACCCACUGGCAGCUAAACCUACCGCCAACCAGGAAUCCUUGCAAAUACUGGUAUGCUUACUGA